AUGAAAGACUUUCACCACAUGCUCAGUAGCCAGUUUUUCUGGCCAAAAAUCGUGUUUCUUACACUUCUCAUUUCAGCCAAUGCAUCAUUUAUUCAACGUAGAGUGGAGCAACUAAAGGAGCCCGGGUACUACUGUAAAGGUAGAAGAUACUCAUUCAGCGACGUAGAAAAUGCUCGUGUAACGGCUUGUAACGCAUUCACAUCAACAAGGAAUGAUGCGAGACGGCCUCGUGUUUACAUUAACUCUGCAAAUAACGAAAAUUUGAUAUUUGAAUGGUCCAUUCCUGCAGCUAGAGAUAGAAAAAAUGGUAAAAGAAUAAAUAAUAGUGAAUGGAUCAUCUUCAAUAUCAACUGUGAACUGAAAGAUGUGGUUUAUAUCAACCGUAAAACGAAAAAAUAUGAGAGUUGCGAAAAAAUACCCGAGAUCUUUACAAGUAUGGCUUCUGGCAAGAAGCAAAUCCCUGAGAAACCUUUUGUUCAGUGUGGAUCCUUAUCAUGGGAAAUUGAAGAUAUUCAACAAUCAGCAAUUUGUCGCCUUUACACACCCCAGUUAAAAGUCAUUGGAAUGAAAGACACAUCUAAUCAAAUUGACGGUCCAUGGAAGAAAAUAGUUUUAGGCAAAAAGACAACUAUACACAAUAGACCUCACAAUGUAACCUACCAUAUUAUAUUAAACAAUAAAAAUGAAGUUCGCGGCGCGAUCGUCAGGCACCACAUAAGCCAAAAAUUAACUGUAUUCCCGUAUUUCAUUAAAGAUAAAAUUAAUAGGUUGACUGUAUCAACUACCUGGGAAAAGCGAACAAUCGAUCUCACAUGCUCUUUCGAUACAAAAUUUCUACUUGUUCCCGAAAAUCAAAGACUUAAUCCAUUGAAUCCUCAUAAGCGCAAGACUUUAGCAUAG
This is a messenger RNA of Blumeria graminis f. sp. triticale, 900 nucleotides long. The record is from the annotation of a GenBank genome assembly. NCBI's taxonomy places the organism in Eukaryota, Fungi, Ascomycota, Leotiomycetes, Helotiales, Erysiphaceae.